AUGUCUGGGAAAGUAAGAAGAGGGGAAGGAGAUGGAUUGGGAAGUGAAAAAGAUAGUGAAGGAGAUGGUUUAGAAAAGGAAGAUGAGAGGGAAGGAGAUGGUUUGAGAAAGGAAGAGGAGAGGGAAGAAGAUGGUUUGAGAAAGGAAGAGAAGAGGGAUGGAGAUGGUCAGGGAAAGGAAGAGGAGAGGGAAGAAACUGAUUUGGUAAAGGAAGAGGAAAGGGAAGAAGAUGGUUUUGUAAAGAAAGUGGAGAGGGAAGGAGUUGGCUUGGAAAAGAAGAUGAGAGGAAAGAUUAUGGUUGGGAAAGGAAGAGCAAAUGGAAAGAAAUGGUUUGGGAAAGGAAGUGGAGUGGGAAAGGAAGUGGAGAGGGAAAGGAAGUGGAGAGGGAAAGGUAGAUGA
Eurytemora carolleeae is the source of this 399-nucleotide messenger RNA. Its product is annotated as cilia- and flagella-associated protein 251-like. The record is from RefSeq and is a predicted model, not a curated record. The transcript has a single exon. NCBI's taxonomy places the organism in Eukaryota, Metazoa, Arthropoda, Copepoda, Calanoida, Temoridae. Bases 1 to 399 code for a protein of 132 amino acids.